Messenger RNA from Otolemur garnettii (small-eared galago), 612 nucleotides. RefSeq names its product aldo-keto reductase family 1 member B10-like. Lineage: Eukaryota; Metazoa; Chordata; Mammalia; Primates; Galagidae. Bases 65 to 508 code for a protein of 147 amino acids. The transcript has 7 exons. Gene Ontology annotation, molecular function: aldose reductase (NADPH) activity. Gene Ontology annotation, cellular component: cytosol; mitochondrion. The record is from RefSeq and is a predicted model, not a curated record.
GCCUGGGAAGGACAUUCUCCCCAAAGAUGACAAAGGCAAUGUCGUUGGAAGUAAAACAACAUUCAUGGAUGCCUGGGAGGUCAUGGAGGAGCUGGUGGAUGAGGGGCUGGUGAAAGCCCUUGGUGUCUCCAAUUUCAACCACUUCCAGAUCGAAAGGCUCUUGAACAAACCAGGACUGAAAUACAAACCAGUGACUAACCAGAUUGAGUGUCACCCAUACCUUACCCAGGAGAAAUUGAUCCAGUACUGUCACUCCAAGGGCAUCACUGUCACAGCCUACAGCCCCCUGGGCUCUCCAGAUAGACCUUGGGCCAAACCAGGUGACCCUUCCCUCCUAGAGGAUCCCAAGAUUAAGGCAAUUGCUGCAAAGCACAAGAAGACCGCAGCUCAGGUUCUGAUCCGAUUCCAUAUCCAGAGGAACCUGGCCGUGAUCCCCAAGUCUGUGACGCCAUCCCGCAUUAUUGAGAACAUUCAGAGUUUCUCAUUUGGAGGAUUAUCCCUUCAGUGAAGAAUAUUGAAGCUGAAUCUCUUGAUGGGAUUUCCCAGUGGUGAUGAGCUGCUGGGAUGUGGAAUUAGCACUUCCUUCUGUGUCUUCCACCCCUAGGAGCUGUG